Molecule: messenger RNA, 1536 nt
Organism: Engraulis encrasicolus (European anchovy)
Lineage: Eukaryota; Metazoa; Chordata; Actinopteri; Clupeiformes; Engraulidae
Gene: fosl2l
Product: fos-like antigen 2 like
Exons: 4
Coding region: 258-1223 (321 amino acids)
Biological process (GO): regulation of transcription by RNA polymerase II
Cellular component (GO): nucleus
Molecular function (GO): DNA-binding transcription factor activity, RNA polymerase II-specific; RNA polymerase II cis-regulatory region sequence-specific DNA binding
Source: RefSeq, a predicted model, not a curated record
UGAGAGGAACGCUCUGUAAAUCGUUUCAUGUCUAGAUUUUUUGUAUUAUUAUUAACUCAUUUUCAUCACUCAUUUGUGUCACCCAGUCAGGACACAGUGGAGCUUGAAGAUACGCGCAAUUUGCUUUUAAUUCGAAUCUCGGUUUAACGUCUCCAAAAGUUCGUCUACAGAGGGAGGACGGCCUGGUGUUACGCAGAGUGAUUUAACAACGCAACAGCCGACUGCUGCCAUAUGUCAGGAUUUUUACGUAGUCGAGUAUGAGCCAGGAAAACUUUGAGGAGGACAACCCAUCAUCCUUCACUGACAGCACCUGCCGAAAACAACUUCGCCACCUCAGUACCAUCGCUUCAUCACAGGCAAGCCAGCCAAACAUGCCGAUGCCCAACAGUGCCUUUGUCCCCACCAUAAACGCAAUAGCCUCAAGCCAUGAACUCCAGUGGAUGGUGCAGCCGGCUGUACUAGGGUCGACGUCAGGAACCUGCGUCCCCGCGCACCCAUACGGCCGGCCGGUGACCCACCCCACGCCGAGUGGGCUAGCCCGCCCAGGCGUCAUACACUCCAUUGGAAACACCAGCUGGCAGAGGAAAAAAGCUCAUCAGCUGAACCCAGAGGAGGAGGAAAAGCAGAGGCUGAGGAGGGAGCGCAACAAGCUGGCGGCCGCCAAGUGCCGCAACCGCCGGAGGGAGCUGACAGACCUGCUGCAGGGGGAAACAGAACGUCUGGAACAGGAGCAGGCCAGCCUGCAGCAGCAGGUGGACUCCCUACGAGACGAGCGCGCCCGCCUGGAGCUGCUGCUCUCCACCCACUCCUCCGUCUGCAGCCUGCCCCACAAGGAGCCCCUCUGCCCGGCCAUGUACUCCGCAGACCUGCCCCUGAGCUCAGCGGCCCCCACCCACACCUCCUCCGUCGCCGAGGUCAAGCAGGAACCGCAGGAGGAGGGCAGGGAGGCGGAGAGGGAGGAGGCGGCAGCGCUGUACCCCUUGAAGCCGGAGCCUCGCCGGGGUGACCCCGAGGAGCAGUACGGGGCCCGCAGAGACAUGUUUGGGGGUGCAGGGUUCAGCUUUAGCUACAGGUUCGUCGAGUGCAAUUCCUCUGACGUAGACAGCUCACUGUCCUUCACGGACGAGUUUCUGAGCAACUCAUCGGAGAAGGGGCAGUCCAUUGACAGCAGCAGGGGUUCGCACUAUGGUGAUUUCAGAGUCCUAAACUCGCCCACUCCCUAACAAGGGAAUUUUGUGGUUUAGAGGAAUACACUGUUGUUUUAACUUAAGCCAUGGCGAUCUCUCUGUUGCCAGAUUGACACACAGGUAUACUAUACAUGCAUACUGUACAUUCACAUGAAUGUCAACAUACCUACAUAGUCUACAUUAGGGUGCAAGAAAUGCCCCAGACUUAAAAUCCCACUCUUCUUCUGCAGUCUUCCUGCCAAACUUUUUCAAGAAUACUGUUAGGACAAAGGAAUAAUAUUGCAGAAGAAGAGUGGGAUUUUGCAGUCUUGGGCAUUUGAUGCACUCUCGCAUACACAUACUGUACAUA